UGUGUGUGUGUGUGUGUGUCGUAUCCCAUGACUCCCAGCUGUGUGUAUGUGUCUGUGUGUGUGUUAAUGAUCAGUACAUGUGACUGUGUGUAUUUAUAAACGGAGUGUGUGUUGCUUUUAUCAGCCUCUUAUAAAACACAGCUGCAGCUCAGUGUGUGUGCGAGCAUGUGCGUGUGUGCGUUGGUCCUUGGGAUACCCCCUCCCCCUGUCCAAUCGGGGGGGUGGGGUGUCGGCAUGACGACAGACAGGAAGUGGCUUGUGUCAUACGAGAGGAUGUGGGCGGGGCUAGAGAACAGAGAUAGAGAGAGAGAGAGAGAGAGAGAGAGAGAGAGGCAGUAACAGCAGCAGACUGGGACCUGAACCAGGUCUACUCGAGAUCAGGAUUAGGACUCUGUGACUUGGACCAGAUUUUAAAGAGGAUUAUUUUGUUGUGAUCUGGAUUUUCGUUUGGACCCUGAAGAGCUGGUGUCGGUGUUCAGGACCGUGGUCAAACAACAGAGGAGAGUUUUCAGACGGUGAUCACCCCCUGCAGACGUCUGAUCCUGUGUGCAGACAACAGGAAGGAGAUGGAGGAGUGGAUGGCAGCUCUGCGCAGCGUCCAGAACAGACAGAACUAUGAGUCCACCCAGUACAGCAUGGACCACUUCAGUGGGAUGCACAACUGGUACGCCUGCUCCCACGCCAGACCGACCUACUGCAACGUCUGCAGAGAGGCUCUGUCAGGAGUCACCUCACAUGGCCUGUCCUGUGAAGUGUGUAAGUUUAAGGCUCAUAAACGCUGCGCAGUCAGAGCCACCAACAACUGUAAAUGGACCACACUGGCUUCAAUCGGGAAGGACAUCAUCGAGGACGAGGACGGGGUGUCCAUGCCUCAUCAGUGGUUAGAGGGGAACCUCCCAGUCUCAGCUAAAUGUAAUGUUUGCGAUAAGACGUGCGGCAGCGUCCUCCGUCUGCAGGACUGGAGGUGUCUCUGGUGUAAAGCCAUGGUGCAUUCCAGCUGUAAGGAGCAGCUGUCCUCUAAGUGUCCUCUGGGUCAGUGUAAAGUGUCCGUCAUCCCUCCAACGGCGCUCAACAGCAUCGACUCUGAUGGUUUCUGGAAGGCGUCGUGUCCUCCGUCCUGCACCAGUCCUCUGCUGGUGUUCGUCAACUCUAAAAGUGGAGACAACCAGGGCGUGAAGUUCCUCCGGCGCUUCAAACAGCUACUGAACCCGGCUCAGGUGUUUGACCUGAUGAACGGCGGACCACACCUGGGGCUGCGGUUGUUCCAGAAGUUCGAUACGUUCAGGAUCCUGGUGUGUGGAGGAGACGGCAGCGUUGGCUGGGUUCUGUCCGAGAUCGACGCCCUGACGCUGCACAAACAGUGUCAGCUAGGAGUUCUUCCUCUGGGGACCGGGAACGAUCUGGCCCGGGUUCUGGGCUGGGGUUCAGCCUGUGAUGAUGACACACAGCUGCCUCAGAUACUGGAGAAACUGGAGAGAGCCAGCACCAAGAUGUUAGACAGGUGGAGCAUCAUGGUCUACGAGACCAAGUUUCCACGGCAACACUCUGCCUCCACCGUCACCGAGGACUGCAGCGACGACUCUGAGGUCCAGCAGAUUCUGACAUAUGAGGACUCAGUGGCUGCUCACCUGUCCAAGAUCCUGACCUCAGACCAGCACUCUGUUGUCAUCUCCUCUGCCAAGGUUUUGUGUGAGACGGUGAAGGACUUCGUGGCUCGUGUUGGUAAAGCUUAUGAGAAGAACACAGAGAGCUCAGAGGAGUCAGAGUCCAUGGCCAAGAAGUGUGGAGUCCUGAAGGAGAAACUCGACUCCCUGUUGAAGACUCUGAACGAGGAGUCUCAGGCCUCCACCGUCCCUCCCCCGGCUCCUCCCCCCACCAUCGCUGAGGAGCAGGAGGAGGUCGAGGGAGUCCUGCUGCCUCCCCGCCUCCAUCCUCCCCCUCUCCCUCCUCCUCACGCCCCAUCCAGCUCCGCCCCCUGCUCCCCUCGCUCCAACACCUCGUCGUCUGCAGCGGCGGCGGCCAUCUUUAAACCCAGAGAGCAGCUGAUGCUGAGAGCGAACAGCCUGAAGAAGGCCAUCAGACAGAUCAUCGAGCACACUGAGAAAGCUGUGGAUGAGCAGAACGCCCAGACCCAGCAGCAGGUGUUCUCCCUGAGACGAGCAGAGGAGGAGGGUCUGGUGGAGGAGGAAGAGGAGGAGGAGCUGGAGGAGGAUAAGAUGUCUCUGCAGUCGUCCUACAGCACCAAACACCGCAACACUCGCAGAGUCAGUAAGACGCCCUGUGAGAAGCUCAUCAGUAAAGGCAGUCUGUCUCUGGGCAGCUCUGCAUCACUUCCUGUCCAGACAGGAAGUAGGGAGAACAUGCCGAUGCUCAACACAAAGAUCCUCUAUCCAGGUCUCAGGGCAGGAAUGUCAGGCUCUCUGUCCAGCAGUUCUGUGAUCAGCCGACUGCUGGUCAAUGCCGACCCCUUCAGCUGCGACCCCGACAACAUGGACUGCUACACUGAGAAAUGUGUCAUGAACAACUACUUUGGGAUCGGACUGGACGCUAAGAUCUCUCUGGACUUCAACAACAAGAGAGACGAACAUCCAGAGAAGUGCAGGAGUCGGACGAAGAACAUGAUGUGGUACGGAGUCCUGGGAACCAAAGAGCUGCUGCACAGAACCUACAAGAACCUGGAGCAGAGAGUUUUACUGGAGUGUGAUGGUCGUCCCAUCCCUCUCCCCAGUCUUCAGGGAAUCGCCGUGUUGAACAUCCCGAGUUACGCAGGAGGAACCAACUUCUGGGGAGGAACCAAAGAGGAUGAUACGUUCACUGCUCCGUCCUUUGAUGAUAAGAUCCUGGAGGUGGUGGCGGUGUUCGGCAGCAUGCAGAUGGCCGUGUCCCGAGUCAUCAACCUGCAGCACCACCGCAUCGCACAGUGUCGGACAGUGAAGAUCACCAUCCUGGGAGAUGAGGGUGUCCCGGUCCAGGUGGACGGGGAGGCGUGGAUCCAGCCUCCAGGUUACAUCAAGAUCAUCCACAAGAACCGAACCCAGACCCUGACCAGAGACCGGGCGUUUGAGAGCACCCUGAAGUCCUGGGAGGACAAACAGAAGUGUGAGUUUCCCCGGACCCCCCCCCCUCAGCCUCCUCAGCCCCCCCUCUCCUCCCAACCGGAGAUCGUCUCCGAGGAGGAGGCGUCGCUCGUCAGCGAGUUCGGUCAGGCAGCAGGAGCGCUGAUCCGCAGUAUCCGUGAAGUGGCUCAAUCUCACCACAGUCUGGAACAGGAACUGGCUCACGCUGUCAACGCCAGCUCCAAGGCCAUGGACGUGGUCUACGCCAACUCCAAGAGCUCCGGGGCUCUGAGUUGCAGUGUGGUUGUCCAGAUGGUCAGUAACGUCAAAGCUUUACUCAGUGAGACCGAGCUGCUCCUGACUGGGAAAAUGUCCAUGCAGUUGGAUCCUCCUCAGCAGGAGCAGUUGAAUGCAGCUCUGAACUCUGUGGCUCAGCAGCUCCGUCGACUCGCUGAUGUUCCCUGGUUGUGUUCCGUCAUUGACCCCUCGGAUCACGAGGGUCCUCUGACGGACUUCUCAAAGCGCAGUCGCAGCGCUAAGUUUCGUCUCGUCCCGAAGUUCAAGAAAGACAAAAACAACAAGAACAAGGAGACGUGUGCGACUCUCUCUCUGCCAGUUCACCAGUGGGGGACGGAGGAGGUGGGGGCGUGGCUGGACUUCCUCUGUCUCACUGAGUAUAAGGACAUCUUUAUCGGACACGACGUCCGCGGGGCCGAGCUCAUCCACCUGGAGAGGAGGGACCUGAAGGACCUGGGGGUGACGAAGGUAGGUCACAUGAAGAGGAUCCUGCAGGGCAUCAGAGAACUGAACAGGAACAGCAGCGCAAGCGAAGCCUGACUUCUGCCAGGGACCACUGCCUGCUCUCCUCCUACCUCUGCUGCUACCGACCACCUCAUCCACCUGACCUGACCUCUGACCCUGAACUAGAACCAGACCCACUGUGACUGGACCGGGACCAGGACUCGCUUUGUCUUAAAUCACUGACCAAACUCCUCACAGACCCACAGAGACCACCUGAGGAAAAACCAAUCAGAUGUUCCAUUAGUGCCUUGACAUCUCACCAACCAAACAGCAUCCAGGAUGUGGAGGGUGGGGGUGUGGGUCUCUGACCUGGAAACUGAAGGGCUGCACCAGAACUGCACUCACACUGAGCUGAGACAAGAUGGCCGACAUCACUGUACGCUGCAAAAAAAUCUCCAUUUCAGCAGCUCAUUCAUCAGUCACUGUGUUUUUCACCUAUAUUUUGACAGGACAGUGGAGAGGAGACAGGAAACAGGGAGAGAGAGUGGGGGAAUGACACGCAGUAAAGGAGUCGAUCCGGGGACCAGCUGCUCAGGGCACUUAGGACCAUGUGGUAUGCACCCCAAACAUUCGGCUAUGGCGGUGCCCUGUCACUGUUGCAGCUUUUCACAAUAAAACUUCCUGAAAAACACAGAAAAAAUUUCAAAUUAAAUCAUUUUGAAACAAGUGAAACUGACACAGAUUUAAAAAGUCCAACAGCAGGUCCACGUCCCCUUAAUGUCCAGAAAAAGAUGGACGACUUGUUGACUUGGAGAUUUUUUGCAGUGUACAGUGACCAAAUAUGAGCCGGCCCUGACCCAAGUCUGGCUGCCAGAUGUGGAUCAGUUUUUGGACCUAUGGACGAGGACCAGGUCUGAGGAACUGGUCUGGUCUGCAGGACUCUGGUGCAUCACCACGUCAAUCACUCACUCCAGAAACUAGACAUGCCAGAUCAGAGCCAGUUGCUUUCAGCUCCCUGUGAUCUACCUGCCGUCAGACUCAUCCUGGGCUCACCUGAUAAGCCAACCAAUCAGAACCUCCUCUGGUCCUGGACACGUUGGACCGGAAUGCAGCAGAACCCUUUAAACUUUUAGACCUUUUAGUGGCUCAGAGACUUCAGAGCAACAUUUACCAGAACUUUACGUCCCCAGUCUGUGAGUGGACGGACUGUAGAGUCCUUGUCCGUCCUUCCCUCUGGACAAAUGCAGGAUCACAGAGUUUUGUACUGAGAUGUGUAUUUAUUUUAAAGUGCAGUUGAUAUUUAGAGUUCAGUAGUUUUCUUUGUAAAAACAGGAUGUGGUGAAAACUGACGAUCCUGAACGAUCAGGUGAUCAGACGGAGGCUCAAUCGAAUCAGUCGAUGGAAACAAGCGGCAAUUCUCUGUCAAUUCUCUCUCUUUUCUAACGUUGAAAUGAGGAUGUUUUCUCCGUCGACAGUUGAGGGUUCAGAUCAGUUUCAGGGACCAAACAAACAGAUUUUAAGUGUUGGAUUCAUUUUUUAUCAGAUCAGCUUGUCUGAACUCUGGUGGACCAGUCCAGUCUGGGUCUGACCUGGUCUGGUUCUGACCCUGGUUAACCUCUUGUGUUUAUAAUGGCCUUAGCUACAGAUCGACCAAACAUUCGUCGUCAGUUGGAGAUUUCCUCUGCGUCUUUUAGUCUUUUUAACUGAAACAGUGACGACAGAAUCAAACCUGUGAGCAGAAGACUCCAGGUGUGAUCCAGCUGAUCCUGAUCAGUCAGCAGGUAAAAACCAGCCUCAGUUUCAUCAGGUUCAUCAAAACACUUUGCCCUUUAAUGAGGAAGAGUCUCCUCCUCUUCAUCACACUCAAAACCAAAACAUCAAGUGUAGUCAGUUAAUCAGUCAUUGAUUGUUGAUCAGCAGCGAGUUCCAACAACCGAUCAGAUCAGUCUGAACCCUGAUCAACAGCAGUUCAGACUUCAUCAGUGAUGCCUUAAACUUCCCAUCGAUCACAUAUCUGCCAAUCAGACCUCAGCUUCAGUCAGCUUCAGUCAGCUUCAGUCAGCUCGGUGUGAAACAUUCAGGAAAUAUAUUUUCUUAUCUGAUAAAUCAGUUGCUCGGCUUCUUGACUCACAGCUGAUCUGAGACGUCAUCAUUCAGGUCCCUACAGAUCAUAUCCAGAUCUUUAUCAGCUGAUCCAUAUCAUGUGAAGCUUCUCUCAAGGAUCAGGACGUUAACUUCAUCACACGAGACAAGUUCACGUCUGAGCAGAAGAAUCUCUCGUCCUGGAUCCAGAUCUCAUCCUGUUCUUACAGGUUUGAUCUUGUUCUGAUCGGAUUUAUCAUUGUUUAUCGUUUUCUGUGUCUCCUGGUCCUGAUCAAGUUCAGGACCAGUACAGAUAUAACUCUGUUUGCUAACGCUCAGCGUCCUGCUGCAGUCGACCGCACUCGACUGACCAAUCACAGAUGUUAGUGACCGAGUGCCUUGUUCGAGGGCUGGGGUUCAUCCUCAGUCAAACUGUCUGAUCCAUCCUGUGUAUUUAUUAGAUAAUUUAUGCAUUAAUGAUACUGUACGCUGUCAUACCUCGGUUUGUACAUACGCCCCCUGCAGGGCCGUCACUGUAAAUACAUCCUGUGGUGAGGAAAUAAACAUGUCUAUGUGUACGAACACAA
Messenger RNA from Lates calcarifer (barramundi perch), 6466 nucleotides. Its product is annotated as diacylglycerol kinase delta. Gene Ontology annotation, molecular function: ATP-dependent diacylglycerol kinase activity; protein heterodimerization activity; protein homodimerization activity. Gene Ontology annotation, biological process: diacylglycerol metabolic process; lipid phosphorylation; intracellular signal transduction. NCBI's taxonomy places the organism in Eukaryota, Metazoa, Chordata, Actinopteri, Centropomidae. The record is from RefSeq and is a predicted model, not a curated record. The transcript is spliced from 29 exons. The coding region runs from base 567 to 3893 and encodes 1108 amino acids.